This is a messenger RNA of Gymnogyps californianus (California condor), 1389 nucleotides long. RefSeq names its product hydroxyacylglutathione hydrolase-like protein. The transcript is spliced from 8 exons. Gene Ontology annotation, molecular function: hydroxyacylglutathione hydrolase activity. Bases 116 to 964 code for a protein of 282 amino acids. The record is from RefSeq and is a predicted model, not a curated record. Lineage: Eukaryota; Metazoa; Chordata; Aves; Accipitriformes; Cathartidae.
GGCCGGGGCCGCCCCCCCCCGUUUUGCUACGUGGGGCUGGGGCCACCCCCUUCUUUUGCUGCGUGGGGCCAGCCCCCCGCGUCCCGUGUCCCACAACCGGCGCUGGUGAGGGACCAUGAAGGUGAAGGUGAUUUCUGUCCUGGAGGACAACUACAUGUACCUGGUCAUCGAGGAGAGCACCCGGGACGCUGUCGCGGUGGACGCCGCCGUCCCCAAAAGGUUGCUGGAAAUCGUCAGGAAGGAGGACGUGGUGCUCAGAGCGAUCCUCACCACCCACCACCACUGGGACCACGCGAGGGGCAACGAGGAGCUGUCGAGGCUCUGCCCCGGCCUGCGGGUGUACGGCGCCGAUGAGCGGAUCGGGGCCCUGACGCACAAGGUGACCCACGACCAGGAGCUGACGUUCGGGGCCAUCCGGGUGAGGUGCCUCUUCACCCCCUGCCACACCUCGGGCCACAUGUGCUACUUCAUGUGGGAGGACGGCUCCCCGGAUGCUCCGGCUCUCUUCUCAGGUGACACCCUUUUCGUGGGAGGUUGCGGGAAGUUCUUCGAGGGGACGGCGGAGCAGAUGUACACCAACCUCACCCAAAUCCUGGGGGCAUUGCCAAAGGAGACGAAAGUGUUCUGCGGCCACGAAUGCACCGUCCAAAACCUCAAGUUUGCCUUGAAAGUGGAACCAGAGAAUGAAAUGGUGAAGAAGAAACUCGCGUGGGCCAAGCAGCGGGAUGAUGAGGACUUGCCCACGGUGCCCUCCACGCUGCAGGAGGAGUUCCUCUACAACCCCUUCCUGCGGGUCACGGAGGAGCCCUUGCAGAAGUUCACAGGUAAGACGGACCCAGUGGAGGUGCUGAGGACCCUCCGCACCGAGAAGGAUAACUUCAAGAAGCCCAAGGAGCGCCCCAAUCCCCAGGCCAUGCUCGCAUUCGACUGGGGACUUUUCAGCCCUUUCCUCGAAAAGAAGUGAGCAGCCGCGGUGGUGGCUCCCGAAACGCAGCAUCCCCAUCGCGGCGGGGGCUUCCUCCUGGGCUGCGUCCGUCCGGCUCUGACUUACUCCCGUAAGACUCGGCGGUUGGGAAGUGGUUUCUGUCUUUAACCUGCUCGUUUUGAGGCUGCUUUGCUUCGCUCCUUCCAGCGCCGUGCCCGGCUCCCCUGGCCCGCGGGAGCUUUGCUGAGCGCCUGGUCCCCGGGGAGAAGGGCGCACGUGGGUGCCUUCAGCGAGCUCAGGCAGCAGUGAAGCCCCUCCAGCCGCUGGCCUGCGGUCAGGAGGUGUUUUGGAGGAGAGGGACACCCACGCUCGCAACAUUGGGGUUGGUGGGUGCGGGAGCUGCCGCCCGUCCCGCAGCCCUUUGCCUGCGGGAGCCAGGGGAAGAGCAUGGAAAAGGUGGGGAU